AUGUCAGAAGCAUCACCUAUUCCACCAGAUGGGAGCAUCUCAGAUAUGUCCCCCGCGACGUCGACCGCCACCUCAUCCUCAAAACCACGACAAUGCAUACCGGCGACACAACUUCCACGCCAACGAAGACGCAGAUUUCCAGAACGAGUACUGCUAGAUCGUCUUCGUGAAUAUGAAGAUCUCUUGAGACAGAACAAUAUUAAGUUUGAGCCACUUCAUAAAGAAUCAACUGCGGGGAAUGAAUCUUGUCAAAUGAAAGAUCAUAAUGAUUCCAAUGAUGAACAACUGAAAACUGCAGGGGCAAAUGCUUCAUCUCCUUGGCAAGCUAUCAACUUUGAGAGAGCAUAUGGAACUACGGACGAUCGGAACUCCCUGACUGCAUUAUUCUUCUACUUGCUCUCUAUUAGAUCUAAUUCAGUUCCUCAAUCUUUGUCUUCCAUGCUUGCCGUUGCCAUCCGCAUUGCUCAACGCUUAGGUUGUCAUAACGAAUCAGUAUUAUCUCAACUUAAUCCUCUAGAGGCUGAAUUGCGUCGGAGACUUUGGUGGUCACUCGUGCUUUAUGAUUCUCGUAUGGGCGAGCUCGCUGACUCAAAAACCACAAUUCUGAAUCCUACUUGGGACUGCAAAAUUCUACUCAAUGUGAGUGAUUCCGACUUUCAUUUAGUGAUGAAGGAUCCGCCAAAAGUCCAAGGAAAACCAACCGAAGCAAUUUUCACUGUUCUGCGCAGUGAAGUGGGAAAUUAUAUUCGAAACACGAAGUUCUAUCUUGGCUUCAAUGAUCUGCCGAUAAAGCCUGCUGCCAAAGAUAUGCAGUAUGAUCCUACUACAGGAGAAAGCGAGCUCGCUGACCUAGAGAAACUGGUCGAGGAGAAAUAUCUCAAAUUUUGUGAUCCAGAAAACCCAGUACACUUCAUGGCAAUCUGGAUGACACGAAUGAGCCUUGCCAAAUGGCACUUGGUAGAACACUGGCACUUUUCCGGGAAGAACCGCUCAUCGAAAAUAGGUUUAGUACGCGAGGCCACAGUCGCCUACGCCCUCAACUUACUCGAAUGUGACACUAGACUGAUGUCCUCUCCCCUCGCCAAAGGUUUCACAUGGAUGACCAACAUGUAUUUCCCUUUUCCCGCCUACUUUCAAAUCGUACAAAACCUCAAACAACGUCCCCUCAGUCAACAAGCAGAACAUGCUUGGCAAAUCAUGACGGCUAACUACGAGGUUCGAUUUCGUACCAUAAUUGAUGAUCAGAUCCCGGAGCCUUUCUUUAAGAUUUUCGCAAAGAUCAUUCUGCUAGCAUGGGAGGUGCGCGAACAGGCUUUCAAACAGAUGGGACAGGUGAUUACGGAGCCGCAGAUCGUGAUCAAUAUUCGACGGGAAGUUGUGAAAUUGGGAGGGAAUACAAAGGAGAGUGAAGAGGAGUGUGAAAGAACGGACACGGAUAUGGACGUUAAUAAUUUUUCUAUCUUGGCGCCGAUGGGCUUUUUUAGGAUGGCCGAGGAUGAAUAUGGACAUGGAUAUGGAUAUCCUGGAACCGGAACCGGAACCAUAGGAACGGGAGCUUCUUACACUGAUACCCCCGGAAUUGGAUUCGUUGAUGGAGGUAUUAGUCAGUUGGACUGGUCGGCUAUGGAUUGGAACGCGUUGAAUGGGAAUACGCCGGCUCAUGGAACAGGAACUGGAACAGGGUCAUUUCCGUAUUGA
Molecule: messenger RNA, 1698 nt
Organism: Sclerotinia sclerotiorum 1980 UF-70
Lineage: Eukaryota; Fungi; Ascomycota; Leotiomycetes; Helotiales; Sclerotiniaceae
Exons: 4
Coding region: 1-1698 (565 amino acids)
Biological process (GO): DNA-templated transcription
Molecular function (GO): DNA binding; zinc ion binding
Source: RefSeq, a predicted model, not a curated record